This is a messenger RNA of Spinacia oleracea (spinach), 776 nucleotides long. RefSeq names its product classical arabinogalactan protein 7-like. The transcript has a single exon. NCBI's taxonomy places the organism in Eukaryota, Viridiplantae, Streptophyta, Magnoliopsida, Caryophyllales, Amaranthaceae. Bases 123 to 572 code for a protein of 149 amino acids. The record is from RefSeq and is a predicted model, not a curated record.
CUCACAACUUUUAAACCUUCUUCUUCUUUCUAUCUCUAAAACCACCGUAUUUUCUCUCUCUAAAACCGCCGCCUCCGCCUCCGCCUCCGCCGCAUUUUCUCUCUCUAAAACAAUCUCAACAAAUGGCGUAUAACACUAAGACUCAAGUUUUCUUCUUAUUGUCCCUCUUGGUUGCCACUUGUAUGGCCCAAGCACCAUCACCCACCCCCGUCGCCGCCCCCGUUGCACCACCAACCGCCACCACCCCUGCACCCGCUCCUACCACCACCACUCCCGCUCCCGUCGCACCACCAACUGCCACCCCAACUCAAGCCCCAGUUGCCACCCCAACCGCCACCCCAACUGCCGCCCCAACCCCUUCACCAACCACCGCCACUGGCCCCGCCGCUUUCGUCCCAGCUCCUACUCCCGCCGCUGACGGCCCAAGUGCUGGUGGUCCCUCCGCUGACGGACCAGGUGCUGGUGGUCCCUCAGCUGAUACCCCAGCUAGUGACACCCCUAACUCCGCCGGAAGGUCCGCCGUUGCAGGCGCCAUGAUCUUUGGUGGGUUCGUUGCUGCUUUGAUGGUGUAAAAAUAAUCGAGUUUUCUUGGUUUUUUAGAUCAUUUUUUCUUUAAAUUAAAUUAAUUAAUUUGUCUUUCUUGUUUGUAUUUAUUUUGAAUUUGAUUACAUUUAUUUCAUGGAUUCUAGUUGGGCUGUCGAGUAGAAAUUCUUUUGUAACGAAUCCCAUGUACAUUGGAUUAUUAUAUUAAUAAAAAAAACUUUUUUGUUAUUCAA